AUGUCCGUCCUCUCCCGCCCGGCGCCGGGCACCGUGCAGUGCUUCGGCCGGAAGAAGACCGCGGUCGCCGUGGCGUACUGCAAGCCGGGCCGCGGGCUGAUCAAGGUCGACGGCGUGCCCAUCGAGCUCGUCCGCCCGGAGAUGCUCCGGCUCAAGGCCUUCGAGCCCAUCCUGCUCGCCGGCAGGUCCCGCUUCAAGGAGAUCGACAUGCGGAUCCGCGUCCGCGGCGGCGGCCACACCAGCCAGAUCUACUCCAUCCGCCAGGCCAUCGCCAAGUCGCUCGUCGCAUACUGCCAGAAGUACGUCGACGAGGCCACCAAGAAGGAGGUCAAGGACAUCUUCGCGCGCUACGACCGCACCCUCCUCGUCGCCGACCCGCGCCGCUGCGAGCCCAAGAAGUUCGGUGGCCGUGGUGCCCGCUCGCGUUUCCAGAAGUCGUACCGUUGAUUGUUUUUUUUUGGGUAUGGUGGCGCCGGUGGCGCAAUCCUCGACUGUCUAUCUAUCUACUAUCGAGCAGUUUAGCCCAUGUAGUUUCGCAUCUUUUGGACACAAUGAAUAGGGUAUGUGAUGUUCUCUAAGACUCGUGAGUUGCCUAUGCAAUAUCGUUUUGUUUCGUGCCUAAUUGGACGGAUUAUGUUAUUUCAAUAUUAUGUUAAAAUGAUGAGACUGACUGUCCUGUUAAGUUUC
This is a messenger RNA of Lolium rigidum, 687 nucleotides long. Its product is annotated as 40S ribosomal protein S16-like. Bases 1 to 447 code for a protein of 148 amino acids. Gene Ontology annotation, cellular component: ribosome; cytosolic small ribosomal subunit. The transcript has a single exon. Gene Ontology annotation, molecular function: structural constituent of ribosome; RNA binding. Lineage: Eukaryota; Viridiplantae; Streptophyta; Magnoliopsida; Poales; Poaceae. Gene Ontology annotation, biological process: translation; maturation of SSU-rRNA from tricistronic rRNA transcript (SSU-rRNA, 5.8S rRNA, LSU-rRNA). The record is from RefSeq and is a predicted model, not a curated record.